Messenger RNA from Pediculus humanus corporis (human body louse), 300 nucleotides. RefSeq lists its product as uncharacterized. Lineage: Eukaryota; Metazoa; Arthropoda; Insecta; Psocodea; Pediculidae. The record is from RefSeq and is a predicted model, not a curated record. Bases 1 to 300 code for a protein of 99 amino acids. The transcript is spliced from 3 exons.
AUGUGGGUCCUCACGGGUUCAGAAUCCGCGUUCAAGGACAAGGCCACAGCGCGGUCGCCGAAUAGUCCCUUAUACCGAAUUUCUAGUGCAAGACCGAGAUCUCAGUUGAGUGGAAUUAUUAAAAACUUAUGGAAUCUCGUCGAAACCCCGACGAAUAAUAAUUAUUAUUAUAUACAUCGAAAUAAAAGAAUGAAGAAAAGAAAAGAAAAGAAAAGAAGUGAAAGAAGUGAAGCCGAAGAAGGAGUAAAAGGAAAAGGAAAAGAAAAAGGAAGAAAAGAACGUUUAAAAGAAGAAGAAUAA